Molecule: messenger RNA, 5953 nt
Organism: Sycon ciliatum
Lineage: Eukaryota; Metazoa; Porifera; Calcarea; Leucosolenida; Sycettidae
Exons: 15
Coding region: 1840-5181 (1113 amino acids)
Biological process (GO): extracellular matrix organization
Cellular component (GO): plasma membrane
Molecular function (GO): metalloendopeptidase inhibitor activity; protein binding
Source: RefSeq, a predicted model, not a curated record
GAAGAUGAAGUGGUCGAAAACACAAGGUCUGACCUCCUCGACGAUAGGCCAUUAGGAUUCUGUGCAAACCAGGGCCUUAGCUUGGCAAAGAGACUGUGACUAGAGCUUGGUCCUAACCGGCAGGAAAGGCUCAGAACCCCUUGCAGUGCCAUGAAUGGCAGUGGCUCGUGACCGGGUCACAGGCUCUUGAAGGAAGGCAAUGGUGUGUUCGGAGAUGAGUGCUUGCCACUGAUCGACCACUGGGUACAUACUCUACUUCCCUGCAGUUUGGCCUUCAGAGUUGAGACUAGAUCAAAGCAGAACGUGUGUUCGUGAAUACCCGUCGUAGCAUUCUCCAUUUCGCCUCAUGGUGACCUCUUGGCUUCUCGUUCUCGGUCUCCCACUGUGCAAAGCCCUAAACGUGAGUAGCUUACACUCCAGGCAAAGACUAACAGUACGGCUUGGCCGUGGAUCGCUUAAACACAGUUGGUGUUAGCCGAAGAAGUGCCGGCUCAGGUGGAACCACGCUACCUGACCCCUCUCUACCUAUCACAGCCUACAGCCACGUACACUAAAUCAGUAAAUGCUUCGACAACAGCAAUUGUCAGGAUCUGUGUAUUGGAGGAAGUGAUUGCGGAGACUUGACAGCGCGGGGACCAGAGCCGAAGAAUUCCUACCACUCCGCGUUUGCAGUAUUGGUAGAUCUGUUAGCCUGAGCUGCUUGAAUGCGGGUUCGAGCGUCUGGCAGUACAAUCAUUUCUUCGGCUGGUAGUGCUAGUACAUAAUUCCAUCAUUCGUGAGUAUAAUUGGAGCCAGGCCAUACCGGAGUGAGGAGGCAGCACCAUCAAGUUAGUUUUCAAGACCUCGGUGACCUGGGCUGUGUGGUCACGGAUAUGAUGUGAAUUCUGUACUCUGUACACACAACUGAAGUCUGUAGGUAAAGGUCCAGGGCAGGGCAGUGCAAGACAGUGCUGUGCAGGUCAUGGAUGAUCAGACCAUGUUGCUUCUACUGCUGCAGUUGCUGGAUGGCUGAUGUUGAGGUGUACACGAAAACCUCUCACACAGCCCAUUGAGCUAAGUAAAGGCAAGUGAAGUGGUGAGGACAAGGGCCUGGGCCUUUCGGUGUUACACUCCACUUGCGUUGUACUGAGAUCUACCCCUGGCAGUGCCUCUCCUGAACUUCUCCUGUACAUAUAUCUAGCAGGAACAUACUAGGUGCAGUGUCAGCUAGCCUAACGAAACCUAUCCCCCUGGAAAGCUGAGUUCCUUACAACUCAUUGUGCCUCAACACGAAUAUCUCAGUACCUGUGCUCUCUACUUACUCUUUGCGGUGCUGCGUGGUGGUGCUCUGUCUGAGUAUAAGAUAUCCGGGCGCAGGUCUAUCCCAAGUCACUCAGCGUAACGGGCCCAGGCAGGACGGAGCUGGAGAAUUAUUUCCGUCAACCCUGUGAACGGUCCAUUCUGCAGUAAGAUAUGCACUAAUGAAUAGGUGCGCAACAGGGUGUAGACGCGCGGUGCACGGGCAAACAAGAAUAGCCUCCUCUCCGCCAGAUCUCAGUUCUCAGCGAACAGUGUGUACGCACGCAUCUUGCAAAGUGUUGGAAAAUUACUUCAGAGUGUGCGAGUUGAGUAUUGACACCUCUGCUGUUGAUUGGACACUCUACAUCAGCUGAUUGUUCGUGAGUGGGAGAAUUAGACCCUGCCUCACUGAGAGAGAACACUGACCAACACCAGGGACUAGCUGAUACUGUGUUGUUGGACACAAGUGCUCUAGUGGUGGACGCUACUCCUGUCCCAGCCGGAAGGAGGGUUUGUCAAACUGCAAACCUCAGUGAUUGUAAUACCAGACGAGUGGCGGCAAUGGCCUCCACAAGACAGAUGGGUGGACUCACGGCGAUCAUGCUGCUGCUGGCUGCAGUGCUUCUGGCGAGUAUCUGUGAAGGAACACCGCACAAUCUACAUGAUAUCAUCAGCAAGGCACGUGCAAAACGACAGUUUGGAUUGCCUGGCGGUUUUGGGCCACCAGCGCACUUGUUCACGCUGGGUGGAGCUGGAGGCAUUGGGGGUGGCUUGCCACCUCUAGGCGUGCUGGCUGACUAUAGAAAAUGUUGCUGUAGGUUUGGAGUUCCUCCCGAGUGCUUGGAGAAGUGUGUUGUACGGCCUGGAGCUCCAGUGUCCCUGCCAGGUCACUGCGCUCAAUAUGAGCAGAUCACUGCGUUCGAGUGCUUCAACAAAAAUGGUGCAGAAGACACGGGUGAAUGCGAACCAGACUAUUCUCAGCCACCGCCGCGUGCAGGAACGUGCCCUGCAAUGCUGCUGGACGGUCAGGACUACAUGUGUAGCGGAGACUCUUGUCAUACAGACCAUAGCUGUGCUACACGACCCAAUGCAAAAUGCUGUCCCACAACCUGUCCCGAUAGCGCAACAGGAAGACACACGGGAAAGAUGAUCUGUUUAGAAGCAGUCCUGGGCACCACAACACGAUGCGAGCAGCACCGACACCGUGUACUCCAGCAGCUGAUUGACGCUAAUGAACGCGUCAAUCGCAGCUCUCUGAUGAUGUGGGUGCCGCAGUGCACACGCCGUGAAGUGCUGCCCAGCGACCCGCACGGGCCCACGUACAGGUCCACGCAGUGCAUUGCCGCGUCCGACGUGUGCUUCUGCGUGAACGAGACCACGGGGCAGGAGAUGGACGGAACACGCUACAGGUCUGACCAGGCCCCAGUCAACUGUAGUCGCCUCAAUUCCGAGAUGUACUCGUCCUGUCGUAUCGAAGCACUGUUGAUUCUGGAGCAGCAUGCCUCGAUGGACAUGCCGGAAAUGAUGUCAGCCGUUGAAGACCUUUCCGUGUGGAUACCGGAGUGCAUACACCAGACAGCUGUGGGUGGGGGAGUGCGGUCACAUCGCCACUUGCAGUGCGACACAAACAGUGGAUUGUGCUGGUGCACGACAGGCCAGGGAAAAGCUAUCCUGGACACGGUUAUGCCUCCUGGUCACCCACUCUUCGUGGAGGAAUGCACUGACUUUGUACCCACACCCUGCGAGGAAGACGUAGCAUCCAACAUAUACGACUACCGGCUGGCAAUGUACGGACUGAAGAAUGGCUCGCAGCUCUUCCAGAAACGAGAGUACUACGAGCGUAUUCCCAACUUUUUCGUGCAUCGGUGUGCCCAGCGCGGCCUGUCCAUGCUGAGUUCCAACGCUCCGUCGCAUUCAUUCGAAAAAAUUCAGUAUACCCUCCGACAGCAUCAGUCACUCGCCGAACGAUUCUGUGUCGACACCAAGACAGGGUUGGAGAUACCCGGAUCACGCACAGCCGCAGGUGAACAUCGCUACGUGCGAUCCUCGCCGUCGACAAAGCACUUCUGCCACAUGCGUUCGCACUGCGAGGAGACCGUCCUGGAGCUGCUGCGUCGGCUGAACGGCGUGAUGCUAGAGCGAGGUGCAAGCGGCGUGUACGCCAUGGUCAACCGUCAGCUUGCAAAGUCAUUUGGAGAGUACGUGCCGCAAUGCACCGUGCCGGGGCACGUUGCCAAGGCGAUGAGUCGAGCUGGUGAGCCGCUGCCCGAUGCAAUCGCAAUGUACGGGUAUGCGCCACGGCAGUGUGGCGCUCUCAACGCCACCUGCUGGUGUGUGUACCGUGACGGACAGCCGGUGGAGGGAACACUGCACAGACGCAACGAAACUACCGACUGCACCAUGUAUCAAUCACUGUGUAUGCUCCCUGGUCAUGUACGUGUUCAAGCACCCAGUCAUGCACUGCGCGCUGCAAUGCGCCAGUGUCCCGCCGGGCAGGCAUGCAGAGAUAUCGGACUGCACAUCGGCAUUGGCUUGUGCCAAGUCGAGGAUGACGGUGCACUCAAGGCAUGCUCGCUAAACAGAAGGACGAUUCUACACGGAGCGCGCACCCUAGUACAGCUAACAUGUCAGUUGUGUUCGUGUCACGACGGUGCCCUGAGAGCCUGUGAGCAGCUGCCCAAGUCGACAUGCAUGACGUCACAGCCAUGCUUUGUGCAGACCAAGGUUGGUCAUGUGACGUCCCUGGGUGACGGUAUGCGCGUGACUAUCGACUGCAGGAACUGUGUGUGCAACAACGGACGUGUACAGUGCACUCAGAUGAAUUGCUCCGUGCCACCGGUAACAUUGCAAGUAGCACGGCCAUGCAGUGCUGCCAUGAGCAGUGCCGGCAUACCUGCCAGAAUACAGCUGUGUGCUCCCAACGGCAGGACAUACCCCAGCGCCAGUGCGGCACGCAGCUGCGGAGGCUUCACAUCCGAUCAACUCUUGCUGGGACCGUGCUCAACAAAGUACGUGUGUCGUCCCGGACUGUGUGAACCCGGCUACAAGUGUGUGCCGUCGCCAAGGCAAUGCCUUGUGGCGCCAUGCCAACAACACCUGUGUGUGCAAGAGAAUGCAGAGUGUGAUAUGCCCAGCAUGCCAGCGGCUAGUUUUCAGCAAGCAGUCGAGAACGUGGAGACUGCUCCGCCGAUGAGCGAAGAUGCACAUGCCUGUUUCCAUGGUAACGUCAGUCACACGUCUCUGUGUCACGGCCUGGUGCGCAGUGGCCAUGUUCAGUAUCUUGGUGCAUGCAAUGAGGAGUGCUCAGGAGAGGUAUGCGGCUCAGACAAGGUAACGUACGAGUCUCGUUGCCAUGCCCACUCGAGUGUGACCCCAGUCGACUAUGACGGUUCUUGCCAGAGAUCAUGUGACCUGGUCAAGUGUCCAGCGCUGGAGCCGGAAUGCACGGUGGCGACGAGAAUGCCCAACGACUGCUGCUCAUUCUGUGGUGGUGGAGCGUUGGUGUCAAUCAGCAAGCCAAUAGCUCGGGCAUUGGUGGGAUCCGGUUAUGAAACUGCCAAUGACAUAGCCAGCAUUCUGGUGUCGCUGCAGCGCGCCCUGCCACCGAUGACAUCAGCACACUGUGCCGUGCGAGGUCAUGUGACACUUGAUGAUGUCAUGGAGCUGAGAGUGGAGACUCUGCCGGGCAGUGGUGAACAGGGACUGUAUUGUUUCCAAGCCGUGCAGACACUCGUAACCCUGGUCAACACCGGAGCAACACUACAGAAGAAUGCCGUCACGGCUGCACUGACACUGGCCAACAUACAGACGGCCAGAACAGGAUUCCAGUCGUCCGCAUCCACACUGACGCACAUUGACCUGCUGAUGCUAGCCGCCAUAGUACUGGGAUUCGCCAUGCGAUAACCCUCCGUGACUGCGUGAGUUCUGGCCAGCAAUGAUUCGGACUCCUCUCUUCUGACUGUCAGCGUGGAAAGGUUCUCUUCGGCUCAGAAGGGCACACGGCUAUCACAGUGUCCCUGCAUGGUGGUGUGAGUGGAAGCGCGGAGUGUCAUGCCGCAAUCCUAGAUUCGAACUUGAACAAUUAUUGUAUUCAGAUGUUAUCAACAUUUGUGUGUGCCUUGUGCGAAAUGUGUUAAUCCUGGCUUGGCUCCGCUGGGUAUAUCCGCCUGAUUCUGCUUCUCCUGUUCUUGUUAGCUCAUCUUCCCUCAUCCUGUCUCUGUCUGUGUCUCUGUCUGUCUGUCUCUCUCUCUCUCUGUCUGUCUGUCUCUCUCUCUCUCCACCUAACUCCACUCUCAGUGAUUUCAGUUCCCACCGGUGUCUGUCGCCCAUGAUGCAUAUACUAUACAACUAAGUUUUGUUGGUCAAACACACAAUAUGGAUAACUCACCACAGUUUUCAAUUGCAUCAUCCCUCCAGCACACACACACACCGUGUACAAAACAAAGCAGAUUUUGACUCCAGCUAAGGAUUUUGAGUUUAGCUAUUACCGCUUUUUCAGAUGUAUUUCCAUUGCUUCAUAUCAUCUGAAGACAGUAUUUCUGUCUCUCUCUCUCUCUCUUUCUGUCUCUCUUUCGACCAGUUCAAAAUCUGGUACAUGUACUUUCAGAAUCAAUAAUUCAUCAAUCUGAUCUGAUCUGGGUAUUUGAAUAGACUACUUGACAUUGACGAAACCAUC